ACUCAGCUUCAACUUGCCGCCAAACGUCACAGCAAACUGUGUCGCGGACAUUCACUAGUCUUUCAUCACAUCCAGGAACACAAUGCUCAUCACGGCGUACAAUACCACGCCGGCCGACCUGACGAGUGUAGGCGGACCAAAGAACGGCUGGGUUCUUGACUCAAUUGCCGCAGAGGUCAACAUAACCACAGGAGAAGUGCUAUUCACUUGGAGCCCGCUUGCUCAUCUCAAAGUGAAUCAAAGCCACUAUCCACUCAGUGGUGCCGGUCUGAACCAAAGCAACCCGUACGACUUCUUCCACAUCAACGCCAUAGAACUCGUCGGAGAGAACUACUUAAUCAACAGCCGUCAUUUCUGGAGCACCUUCCUCGUCAACCCCAAGGGCGAAAUCCUGUGGGAGAUCAAUGGCGAGACUGGUGGAGAUUUCGGCACAUUACCCGAAGGCGGUACAUUCUCCUGGCAACACUUUGCACGUGUGCAACAGCUCAAUUCAACCAAGGCUCUGGUGUCUUGGUUCGCCAACAACAACGAUUUGACUGGUCAAGCCAAUGCCAAACCCAGCACAGGCUUAUCUCUCCUUCUCACACUUCCACCCAACGCCACCUCUCCACCAGUACUAGUCACCAACUUUACCAACCCUCAUUCUCCCGUCGAUGCCUGGUCCCAAGGGUCCUUCCAGUACUUGCCCAAUAAUAACAAAUUCAUCGGCUACGGCUCCAACGCAGUCAUAGCCGAGUACGGACCGUUCACGAACGGCACAAACGGCACUGAAGGCCAAGUACGCUGGGCCGCGAGUUUUGGAUCAGGCGAUCUUGUAUCGAGUUAUCGCGCCUACAAGCAGGUCUGGCAUGCGACACCCGCCACUAAGCCCAGCCUCGUCGUCUUGCAGGCAGCUUCAAAUGACACGUUGACGCACUGUGCAGGGUCUUCGACAUGGAGAGGUUACGUGAGUUGGAAUGGCGCCACCGAUGUGACGAAGUAUAUCGUGUACACUGGGUCGACGAAUACUACGUUGACGGCAACGGGUCAGGCUAGCAAGACUGGAUUUGAGACCGAGUUUGUGGUACCAUCAGGUGCCGCUUACGUGCAGGUUGGAGCUGUCGAGAACAAUGGGACAGCUGUGACUAGGAAGUCUAGCGUCGUAGCUGUGGGAGACAGUUGAUCUAGUUAGCAUAACCAUCGGUAUCCGUGGGAUUCAUAGAGUUGCAAAAGUCACGCUAUAAUUAUGCAUGUGGUAGUAUCCAAC
Exophiala viscosa is the source of this 1246-nucleotide messenger RNA. Its product is annotated as ASST-domain-containing protein. The transcript is spliced from 2 exons. NCBI's taxonomy places the organism in Eukaryota, Fungi, Ascomycota, Eurotiomycetes, Chaetothyriales, Herpotrichiellaceae. The coding region runs from base 83 to 1162 and encodes 359 amino acids. The record is from RefSeq and is a predicted model, not a curated record.